AUGCGCAUCAGAUCUGUGUUGGAUCCACAGUGGACGUCGACAGACAUGGUUCGGUUGACCGUGAAGUUCGUCGUAGCGUUCUUGGCACAUCUGGAGUUCUCAGCGACUCCUGUCAGUGGCAACAUUCCGUGCGAGAUUGUCUUGAUAUUUGGAGGACGAUGUCUUGAGUACACGCGUCUCAAGUACAGAGGCAGCUUGUUGAGCUGCAGCUAUAUGUGCGCUCCUUCGAAACGUGCUUCAUGCUACCAAGUUGAGGAAGAAGAAUUACCUUGUUUGAGAUUCGACCCUCCUUCUUACGGCAAAUGCUUCGCAGGAGUAUGUUAUACGUGGUCAGAGUUUCAGAACGUCACCAAGGGAAAGAACCAGCAAGCGUAUGCCGGCAAGUGCCACCAAAGUUCCCGGGCGCACGCACGACCCCCGCCCCAAGCAACCUGA
This is a messenger RNA of Ornithodoros turicata, 435 nucleotides long. RefSeq lists its product as uncharacterized. The transcript has 5 exons. Lineage: Eukaryota; Metazoa; Arthropoda; Arachnida; Ixodida; Argasidae. Bases 1 to 435 code for a protein of 144 amino acids. The record is from RefSeq and is a predicted model, not a curated record.